UAUGCUGUCAAAUAUUCCCCACGUCCCGAUCCCAUCAACAAUGUUGAAGCCUGAACUUUAGAGAGCGAUAGAGAGAGAGAGAGAGAGAGAGAGAGCGAGAGAGGCUCGGGUAUAUAUAUACAUGCGCAUAGCUGCUUAGCCAAGCUCAUUGCAGAGCAAGAGGUGGAGAGAGAAAGGGAGGAGAAAUUGUAGAGAGAGAGAGGAUGAAGUAUGGGAAUCGGCUAAGGCGUCAAAUAGAGGAGACGCUGCCGGAGUGGAGAAACGAGUUUAUAGCUUACAAAGACAUGAAAAAGUACCUGAAGACGCUUUCUCAUACGAGUUUGUCUUUGGAGGAGGCAAGAUUUAUAUGUUUGUUGAACGCUGAAAUUGAGAAGAUCAAUAACUUCUUCUUGGAGCAGGAAGAAGACUUCAUCAUCAGGCAAAAGGAAUUGCAGGACCGGAUUCAAAGCACCAUAGCCACAUUUGGGGCAAAUGGGGUGAGGCCUUCUGAAACAGAGUACGAAGAAGCAAUGGCAAAGAUUAGAAAGGAUAUGGUCAAUUUCCAUGGAGAGAUGGUGCUCUUGGAAAAUUAUAGCAACGUCAAUUACACAGGCCUUGGAAAGAUCUUGAAGAAAUAUGAUAAGAAAACUGGUCGGUUUCUUAGGCUCCCAUUCAUUGAGAAAGUAUUGGGGCAGCCAUUUUUAAUGACAGAUCUUCUCUCUAAACUUAUCAAAGAAUGUGAGAAAACAAUGCAGGCUUUAUUCCCAGUUGAAGGGGGAGGAAAUGAAGCAUGGGAGGAGAGCAUAUUUAGGAACACAGUGGCUGCACUUGUGACCAUAAGAGAGAUGAGAAGGGGCAGCUCAACUUAUAGCCCUUUCUCUCUCCCCCCAAUAGAUGACCAUGGAGAUCAUUUCUCUCUCUACUCGCUAAUUCCUAUACAGUAGCUCGGAUUACGAGACCUGGGAUUUUACUUCUUUUUUCUUUUUUUUUGACAAUAAGACUUGGGAUUUUACUUUACACGAACAAAUUAUAAACUCAUGUUUGCCACUAAUUGACUACUAUAUACAAAAAUUUUGUUACUUUU
Messenger RNA from Amborella trichopoda, 1063 nucleotides. Its product is annotated as SPX domain-containing protein 3. The record is from RefSeq and is a predicted model, not a curated record. Lineage: Eukaryota; Viridiplantae; Streptophyta; Magnoliopsida; Amborellales; Amborellaceae. Gene Ontology annotation, biological process: cellular response to phosphate starvation.